GAAAGAUUUUUAUGGUCGAUUGUUUUCAUUAUCUUAUCGCAUUAUCAAUGUUUUAAAAUUAUCUUAUUGUUUUUCUUAAUGAGCGUCAUUUCAAUCUAAGCUUCUAUCCACGGAUGUUGUUGACAUACUUUACUAGAAAGAGAAGUUUUAAUUGAAUUUAUUCUCGCGGGUGGUACUCAAGAGUUAACAGUAAAAUAAUUACAUUUACUGUAUCUUUAAAUGAACGGAUGGGAAGAUUGUUAGCUAGACCUUUUCUAUUAUUCUUGCCGGGUACGCCAAGUUUUCGCAAGAUGAGCAUCGACAUUGGAGGAAUGAGAAUCAAAUACAAGGACAAGGAUGAGACGUUUCUGGAAAAACACCUGGUCUCAAAGGAGCCUUUUGGUCAAUUUAAGGCUUGGUUUGAAGAGGCCUGCACUAAAAAGGAAAUCCUUGAGCCAAACGCUAUGUGCUUAGCCACUGUGUCACCGCAAGGUUUUCCUUCGGCUAGAUUUGUUUUACUGAAAGGCUAUGGAAAGGAGGGCUUCAAGUUUUUCACCAACUAUGAAAGUAGAAAAGCUAGAGAAUUGGAUCUCAAUCCAAAUGUAGCGGCAACCUUUUACUGGGAAGUCCUAAACAGAUCCAUAAGGAUCGAAGGUCAAGUAGAAAAGCUGUCGGAAGAGGAAUCAACAACAUACUUCCAUUCCCGGCCGGUCCCAAGCCAGAUUGCAGCCUGCGCUAGUCAUCAGAGCACUCCGAUAGAGUCGAGGGAUGUGCUGUGCGAGCGAGAGAGUGUAUUGGAGGCUCAGUACCUGAUACCUGAAAAGGAAGUUCCUAAGCCAAGCUAUUGGGGUGGCUACAUCAUUCGUCCGCGAGCUGUAGAGUUCUGGCAGGGCCAAAGGGACCGUCUCCAUGACAGGAUCAAGUUCCGGAAGCCAAAUGUAGGCGAACAGCCAGACGGGAAGCUACUCCAUGAGGGGGAGGAUGGAUGGGUUUAUGAGAGACUCUCACCAUAAGUUUCUACUGAAAAUGUGAAAUUAUGCAUUUUUUUGUUUCUUUCAUUAUGUAAUUCGUGAGCAAAUUAUAUCAGCUUAGUGAAGUAAUUAUAAGCUAGUACA
Molecule: messenger RNA, 1094 nt
Organism: Cydia fagiglandana
Lineage: Eukaryota; Metazoa; Arthropoda; Insecta; Lepidoptera; Tortricidae
Product: pyridoxine/pyridoxamine 5'-phosphate oxidase-like
Exons: 5
Coding region: 228-992 (254 amino acids)
Biological process (GO): pyridoxine biosynthetic process; pyridoxal 5'-phosphate biosynthetic process
Molecular function (GO): FMN binding; pyridoxamine phosphate oxidase activity
Source: RefSeq, a predicted model, not a curated record